Drosophila persimilis is the source of this 372-nucleotide messenger RNA. RefSeq lists its product as uncharacterized. The transcript has a single exon. The record is from RefSeq and is a predicted model, not a curated record. Bases 1 to 372 code for a protein of 123 amino acids. Lineage: Eukaryota; Metazoa; Arthropoda; Insecta; Diptera; Drosophilidae.
AUGAAAGCCGCUCUAGCCAUAUCCUCACUCCUGGCGAUCCUGGCCCUGGCCUGCGCCUUCCUCACUGGCAGCACCGGCAACAGCAACACAGGGGCCAAGGUCUGCGUGCUGAGAAACUGCAGCUGGAACUCCACGACCAAUGCCUGUGGCCGCUACGGCAGCUCCAAUCUGUGCACCCGCUUCAAGAACAGCUGCGUGCUGCGCUACCAGUCAUGUGUCAGCUCCACCACCUACACUUCCGUCAGCCUCUCCAGGUGCUCGGGGAUCAGCCUGAACAGUCGCGGAAUCUGCGGCAGCUCAUCCUCCUCCUCCUCCUCCUCCUCCUCCAGCUCGACUUCGAAUGUUGUUCCCAUCAUCAUACGUCGAGGCUGA